UUCAGAAGAUAGGAACAUAUAUUUCUUACUUCUGCCAAAAAUAUAGACAAUCAAUCACGUUAAAUAAAGUAUAAAAAAAACAAGAUGUCAAAUUCCUCUGCCCGCUUCACUAUUAUUUAUGUUUUGUUAGAUAUAUAUAUUAUUUUUUUGCAUAUUCAUUCAGCACGUAUUCACGUCGUUCUCAAUUCCGGUCUUCGCCUGCAGGCCCGUUUCCUCCCGGUUUCCUUGGCUUGUCCUCUCUCCGUCUCCGUCUCAAUCCUCACCACAGCUCUUAAACGAGCGGCAGCCACCACACCACCAGACACUUCUCCAAGUCCGAAAAGCCAAUCAGAGGCCCACCGAAAUGGAGCUGAAGAAGUCUCCCGCGUCGUCGUCGCCGCCGCCGCCUCCGACGGGCUUUCGGUCAGACAGCGCGGCCGCCAGCCCGUACGUCACGGCGCCGUCCAGCCCACGCGGGCGCCUGGUCCCCUCCGAGGGAGCGGCGGGGGCCCUAUUCCUGACGGCGCCGCCGUCGCCUAGUCCGUUCGGCCUCCUGCCGCCGGCCACCCCGACGCGCCUCACCGGCGCCGACCCGUUCGACCUCUUCCAGCACUUCACCAGUGCGCCAGCCAGCCCCCGGCGCGCCGCGGCCAUAUACGCGCACGUCGCCGAGGGGAGCGGCAGCGACGACCAGGAGUUUCAGCCGCGCCGCCGGCUGUACGCCGCCACAGGCGGAUCGUCCGUGCCGUUCGACUGGGAGGAGAGGCCUGGGACGCCGAAGAGGGGGCUCGGCGGGGGCGUGCCCGCCGCGGACGUGGCGGCAUGGGACACGGGAUUCGAGUUCGGCACGCGAGUCGGCAACGCCGCGCCGGCGGAGACGCUUACGGCGGCCGACGAGCUCUUUGAGAAGGGCAAGAUCAGGCCUUUGAAGCCGAGGCCCAAGAAGACGGCCGACGACGAGCCCAAGAUUCGUCCGUUGAAGCCGCCGCCCAGUGGCGGUCCUAACAUUUCACGGGCCCAGGACAAGAUCACAUCACUAGAAUUGGGCCCUACGAAUUCGGGGGCCCGGGGCGACCGCCCCUCUGCCCCACCCUCAGGGCCACCACUGCCGCCGCCGGGGCUGCUCGACGGCGGGAGCGUCACGCCGUCGCCGCGGUCGCCGGUCGUGGCCAGAGGCGCAGGCGCCACGUGGUCGCCGCGGCGGAGGAGCAGGGUCGGCUCCGGCGUCGACUUCGACCCGUUCACCGCCGCGCUCCUAGAGGCAACCAAGGCGCCAUCGCCGCUCGGCGGCAAGGACGACGAGGGCGGUGUUGCUGUUGCCCCCCAUGGCUCGCCGCCCACGAGACCAGCCACGCGUCCCGCGUCGAGGAGCGCCGGGUGGAGACGGUGGCGGCUCAGCGAUCUCCUCCUGUUCCGGAGCUCGUCCGACGGCGGCCGCGUCAACAGCUCGACGUGCCCGUCAAGAGGGCGAGCGCAGCAGCCGCCGGCGGUGACGAUCAAAGCCAGCGCCACAAAGCGCGAGGACAUGGGCAAGGGCUGGAAACACGGCGAUGGGGACGCGGCCGCGGCGGCGGACAGCGUCGCCGGGUGCGCCCGGUUGAGCCCGCUGCAGCGGCUGGCCAAAGGGCUCGGCGCCUACUCGUGGCAUAAUCACCGCGGCAUGGCCGCGCCGGCGACCAAAGGGUGAAGAAUCAUAGCGUUAUUUUGCCGUAUUUCUUUGCCCGGUUAUUGUUCAUAUAUAAUCAUAUAUACUACAAGACGUGUCUUCUUUUUGCAUAGUGUGAAAACAUGUUCGAGUGCAAUUUGCAACCAAUAGUGCUCUUGGUGUUGGUUUCUCACGUUGUGGACCUUGACUACAUUAUCGUCGUGUACUGUUUGCACAAGUAGCAAAUGUGGCGGUGAGGUCGUGGGUGCAUCAAAUUCAGUAUAUUGAAACUCUGUAUUAUUAUUCAACAAGUGUUAUUAUAACUUAUAGCAG
This is a messenger RNA of Zea mays, 1957 nucleotides long. RefSeq lists its product as uncharacterized. Lineage: Eukaryota; Viridiplantae; Streptophyta; Magnoliopsida; Poales; Poaceae. Bases 344 to 1666 code for a protein of 440 amino acids. The transcript has 2 exons. The record is from RefSeq and is marked predicted.